Messenger RNA from Heterotrigona itama, 1714 nucleotides. The record is from the annotation of a GenBank genome assembly. NCBI's taxonomy places the organism in Eukaryota, Metazoa, Arthropoda, Insecta, Hymenoptera, Apidae.
CAGUAAUUAUGUGAAAAUUAGUACAAACUUUUUUUAAAAAACAAUAAUUUAUAUAAUGAAAUUAAAAGGCAAAUAUUUUAAAAAUAAAGAAAGUAAAAUAUUAUUAGGAUAAUUUAAAUUCGUCGAUGAUGUUAUUUGCAUUCUUUAAUGUUUAAGGCAUUACUAAGUAGUGACUUCACAAUGGCGUAGAGUUGAGUCAUUACCACUUUAUCGAAGUCAAGAUAUGUGUACGUAUCUUUAAGUGUUCAAUUGUCAAUACAGUGUAUCUUUAUCAUUAUUAAGCAAACAAAAUUAUUGAUUUUAAGUAUUAGCGCUAUACAAUGUACAUUCUCUCAUAAUCACGUAAAUUUCAAUAUUGUUGAGGAAACGGGAUAGUCGUUUUCAUAAAAAUGUGUACGAUUGCAGCUUUGACUAGUCAAACAGUAUUUAUCCCACGGGAAAUUAUGUAUUUUAGUAGAAAUAUGUCGCGGUUUUAUCACGGUCACCAAAAAUUGUAUUGCGUGAAUAAUUUUCUGUCAAGAAAACACAGUUUAUUUUCGUUUGUUGUUCAUACGUGGACUAUACCAAGGACAUGUUAUAGUGCGGAAAGCAAAAUAAAUUUUCCUGAAUCCUUAACGAAGGAAAAAGCGAAAGAGAUAGCUUUUAAGCUUAACUCAGAAGAACGAGAUCUCUUUUUAAAAGUCCUUAAAGAAUGUAAAUCGGAAGAGGAUAGGGCUGAAUAUCAACGCCAAUUAGCUGCUUUUCGGUGGUGUAAUAAACUUGGAAGACCAAGCAAAAUAUCAUCAUUAGGAGAUGUAGAUCCUACAGGCACUUAUUGUCCUGUACCAGAAGAUUGGCUUAUGCGCAAGUAUGGGAGAUCAAAUUGAAACAAUAUUAAAUAAAAAAUUUCCAAUAUCAACUAUGGCAGCUGCCGCGUUAGGAAAUACGAUAUCUGAUAUAAUAGGAAUCGGAUCUGUACAUUAUGUAGAACGUUUCGCUCAAAGCGUUGGUUUUAGAGCACCAAAACUUACUCCCAUACAAUUAAAUUUACGUAGGACAAAAUCAGCUGCUAAUAUGGUAUAGCAUGUUUACUUUUAUGUUAUAUUUGACUUUUUAAGUUAAUAAUUUAUGAAGAAUAACAAAGUAAUUUUUAAUAAUUCAGGGAAGAGUUAUCGGAGUUACAAUUGGCUGCAUUAUCGGAAUGACCCCUAUCCCUAUUUUUUCCUAUUUUCAUAACGGUGGUUAAAAUUAUAUAUAUUAAAUGCUUAAAAAAUUUUAUUAUUAUUAUAUUUACUUUUUAUAAUAAAUUGAUUUAUAACGAUAGAAAACAAAAAUCUAUUUAUGAUCUACUAUUAAAAUCAAAUUUUGUAAUUAUUUGCAAUGUUAAUUUAUGACAAUCAUAAAGUUUAUGCAAUAUUAUGUAAUCUAUGUAAGACAAUGUAUGUCUACUCUGUACUUAAUGUAUACAUAUGUAUAAAAUAAUUGUAAAUGUAUUAUCAAAACUGUAUAAAUAGUAGUAACAACACAUAGACCUGUUCGUAUAUUUUAGUAUUAUCCUUGUAUCCCAAAGGUUGUCAUAGUUUUAAAAAAAACUAAUGUCUUCGUAGAUAUUUCAUUUUCUUUAUUGAAAAAAUGAUCUUGAGAAGUUCUUUUGUGAGUUACAAGUUAGUAGAAAAAAUAUAUAAUUUUUCUCUGGUUUCAAAAUUCUUUUAAUAAAAAGAAUAUAGUUUGUUAA